CAGAGCGGCUUGACGGCCAUUACCGGUGGUACCGGUGCUAAGCGUCGCUUUGUACACAGUAGCGGAUCCUGCGGCUUGUCAGUGCGUUUACUUGUAAACGAGGAUUUUCGGUGAAUAUUCAAUCCGUACGAGAUGGUUGAUGUUAAAAAUAAUUCGGAAGUGUUGACCGACGCUGAGGCUGAGCUGUACGAUCGUCAAAUACGUUUGUGGGGUUUGGAUUCACAAAAACGUUUGAGGGCUGCGAGAAUCUUGCUGGUUGGCCUCAAUGGUUUUGGUGCCGAAGUAGCGAAAAAUAUCAUUCUCGCUGGUGUCAAGUCCGUGACGUUUCUCGAUCACAAAAACGUCUCUGAGGCAGACACUUGCUCGCAGUUUCUCGUGAGCAAGACCGAUAUCGGCAAAAACCGAGCCGAAGCAUCGCUGGAAAGAGCUAAAAAAUUGAAUCCUAUGGUGGAAAUUGUAGCUGAACCUGCAGAUAUUGACAGCAAAUCCGUGACAUUUUACAGCGAUUUUGAUGUUGUCUGCGCCACCGAAUGCACAAUAUCUCAGCUCAUCAAAAUUAAUACAGCCUGCAGAGAUCAUGCUAUCAAAUUCUUCUGCGGCGAUGUUUGGGGAACUUUUGGUUAUACUUUUGCAGACCUUGGUGUACAUGAGUUCGUUGAGGAUGUUGUGCAGACCAAGAAAAAACCUCGGACAGAUAUUGGUGAAUCGGCGAAUCUCAAGGAGAAGAUCGAGAGUUCCACAAAUGCUGUAAAGAGGACCGAGAUUUUUGUUCCUUUCGAGCAAAUUUUGAACGAAAAAAAUAUUCCUAAAGAUUCCGAGAUGUAUUAUCUUAUGCAGAUAAUGCUCAACUAUCGUGAAAUCUAUGGCAAAGAUCCUCUGCCAACCGAGAGAGAUUCACAGAAUUUGGUGGACGAAGCCCUCGCUGUGAUAAGCGAAAACAACCUCGACGAGAGUAUAAAAAAUCUCAUUAAAGGAGAUCUCUACGCACAAAUAAGUCCAGUUUGUGCGAUCGUAGGUGGUGUUAUGGGACAGGAAAUAAUAAAAGCGGUAUCACAAAAAGAAGCGCCGCACAAUAAUCUCUUUCUAUUCGAUCCUGACACGCACUGCGGCAAAAUUUUGCGUCUCGGACAUUAGCCAAUAUCACGAAAAAUGACGAAAUCGCUAAAUUUGCCAAAAUCUCAUACUCAUAUACAAUCCAAAGUAUCACGUUUCAAGCACAAGAAAAAAUCGUUCCGAUGUAAGAUAAUAAUAAAAAUAAUUCGCUAUUUCGCGAAGAGCAUACUCGAACAAAUCGUAGGAUACUUUUUUUUCCAAUAGAAUCCAUUUUUCCUCGAUUUUUUUUUCUGUCAAACGAAAAAAAAAGAAAAAAGAUUCAAAACUAUUGGUUAAAACUGUUGCAUUGCGAUUUCUAUUUUUCUUGGAUUUCGAGGGACUCGAUUUGUUCUAAAUUACUCAGAUCGAUCGUUUUUCAUUGAAUUGUGCCAAUCACAUUUUUUCAAAUUUUCACAAAACUCGCUAAAAACGCUCUUUAUAUGUGAAGAUUUGGGAAGAAUCAAUACUCGACUAUAUUAAUCAAUAUAGCAAAAGGGCGUUGGGGUUUAAAAAAGAAAAUUGGAAAACUCCGUUGUGAAUGUUUUUGGAUGCUAAAACGAGUCUAAGCGAACCGUGAUUUUCAUAUAAAAAUUCAACUGACGUUCAUUGAACUGAAUAAUCAAUGAAUAAAAAGAUCGAGAAUCCUCGCGAAACUCGAAAACAAUGAUUUCUCAAACGAUACUGCAUUUACGUACAAAUUUUAUCCUGAUAUACAAAAUGUAACGGAGACAGUGCGAUCACAGAGUAAAAAUUUCGAGCAUAAAUUUAGUGAGCAUUGACUGAGUAUAGUGAGAAUCAAAGUUACUCAUUCAUCGGCGUCAAAUGAAAUGAGUAUUGUUUUGGAAUGACACUGUACGAAUUUUACGGAAUUGCGAAAAAUGUAAAAGUACGUGGGAAUUUUCCGAACGAAUCGAUUCAUUAAAUCUGAACCAUUGUAUGAAUUGUUAUAUAAAUUACUGCGAAUAAAGAGGUCGUACUGCCUUAAUAA
This is a messenger RNA of Venturia canescens, 2080 nucleotides long. It is a transcript of the gene Aos1, whose product is annotated as activator of SUMO 1. The transcript is spliced from 6 exons. Gene Ontology annotation, cellular component: SUMO activating enzyme complex; cytoplasm. NCBI's taxonomy places the organism in Eukaryota, Metazoa, Arthropoda, Insecta, Hymenoptera, Ichneumonidae. Gene Ontology annotation, molecular function: SUMO activating enzyme activity. Gene Ontology annotation, biological process: protein sumoylation. The coding region runs from base 133 to 1134 and encodes 333 amino acids. The record is from RefSeq and is a predicted model, not a curated record.